Molecule: messenger RNA, 504 nt
Organism: Theobroma cacao (cacao)
Lineage: Eukaryota; Viridiplantae; Streptophyta; Magnoliopsida; Malvales; Malvaceae
Source: RefSeq, a predicted model, not a curated record
AUGAUUAGCACAAAGAAGCUCAUCAGAAUGGCAAGGAAGUGGAGGAAGAUAACUGCCAUUGGGAGGAAAAUAAUUACUUCACCAAGGACUAACGGAAAGAUGGUUGCUGCAGAUGGUUCUAAUAAAGCAUCAGUCGCUUAUAAAGGCCAUUUUGUUGUCUACACAAUGGAUAAGAAGUGUCUUGUGAUUCCCUUGGCGUAUCUCAGCAACAGCAUUUUCCGAGAACUUUUUAAGAUGUCUGAGGAGUUUGGACUGUCAAGCGAUGGGCCUAUAACAUUGCCGUGUGAUUCAGUCACCAUGAGUUACAUAGUCUUGUUGGUACAACGAGGGUUAGCUAAGGAUUUGGAGAAAGCAGUGCUCAAUUCCAUGACUGGGCACCGCUGCUCAUCAUACACUACAUUUUUCCAUGAAGGACAUGCUGACCAACAGUCACUUGUUUGUGGGUUCUGGCAGCAAUUGAUAGCAGUUACAAUGUUUAACAUAACCAACUCUGACAAGGACUGA